AUGACCAGCUCCAUCCAACAAUUCAUCACAAGCGCCAAGGCGCGUCCACCCAGACUCAUCCGCGACUACCUCUCACCCACAAACUCUCAUCUGCUCAGCCUCCUCCUCGCCGACGUCCUCCCCCAAUCCUGCUACCCCUACCCCCUCGCCUCCGCCUCGCCAAACCCCCUAAACUCCUCGUCCCCCUCCCCCCACCUCGCCGGCUCCAAGAGCCUUCCCCCCCUGCCCAACCUACCCCCCUGGGGCAAGCCCCUACCUCUGGGCCACCACCUCGUGUACUUCCCGCUGCAGGCCCGACCCUCCGAGCUAGCGUGGGACGGGGCCGACAACGACCAUGCGCCGGGUGCGCCGUACGUGAAGCGCAUGUGGGCGGGCGGGAAGAUGACGUUUAGAGAGGGUUGGGAGGAUGUGCUGAAGGUGGAUGGAAGGCCGGUCGUGGCAUUCGAGGAGAUUGGGGAUGCGAGGGUCGUUGAGAGGGGUGGGGAGGGGAAUGGGAUGGUGGUUAUGGAUUUGAAGAGGGGGUAUGGUGUUGAGGGUGAGGGAGGGGUGGCGAUUGAGGAGGUUAGGCGGUUGGUGUUUCUGCAGGGAGAGGGGGCCAAGAAGCCUCCCAUGAAGGCCGCAGCCAAGGAAAAGCCCGACUACUCGGUCACCUUGACUCCCUCGCCAUCUCUCCUCUUCAACUUCUCGGCACUAACGUACAACGCUCACCGCAUCCAUAUCGACCCCGAGUACGCGCGGUCCGAAAACCAUCCCGCUAUGCUCUUCCACGGACCGUUUAGCGUCGUGGUGGCACUGACGGUGCUCAACUCGCAGUUGGCACGUGGAGAGUCCGUCGAGGUGUAUGACUACAGGAACUUUAGGCCGUUGUACGUCGACCAGCCGUUGACUGUCUGUGUAAGGAGGAUUAGCGGCGCCGAUGGACAGGGAGGGAAGGGAAGCUGGGAUGUUUGGAUUGAGGGCACGGACGGGGGCAUCUCCGUUCGCGGUACGGUGACGACUGCGUUCCGCAGCGAGGCAUCGAAGUUGUGA
Molecule: messenger RNA, 1029 nt
Organism: Scedosporium apiospermum
Lineage: Eukaryota; Fungi; Ascomycota; Sordariomycetes; Microascales; Microascaceae
Exons: 2
Coding region: 1-1029 (342 amino acids)
Cellular component (GO): mitochondrion
Molecular function (GO): (3R)-hydroxyacyl-[acyl-carrier-protein] dehydratase activity
Source: RefSeq, a predicted model, not a curated record